This is a messenger RNA of Moneuplotes crassus, 394 nucleotides long. The record is from the annotation of a GenBank genome assembly. Lineage: Eukaryota; Ciliophora; Spirotrichea; Euplotida; Euplotidae.
AUGUUCCUUGCUUACAAUCUUUCAAACUUUUUCACAAGCAUUUUUGGGAGCAAGGAUGUAAUAGAGCAGAAACAACAUGACUUGUACAAACCGCUGAUCAAUCAAGAAGAUAGAGAUGAAGAGAGAAAUUAUACCAAUCAAUUGCCUACAUCAUCUUUAUGGUCAAAUCCAAGUAUAUAUGAGUCAAGCUUAUGUGUUGACACAAUUAUCCAAAAUCCUUUUGCUGAUGAAAAUGAAAGGAAUUUUAGUAAAACCACAAAGGAAAAUUGGAUAAGAACCCUGGUUCUUGCAAAUAUCAUAGUAUAUUUCAUUAUCGGACUAAUUAUACUGUUUUCUCUCUAAAUCUUCAAAGCUUUUACACAUCUUUAUGACCAUCUAAGAUUUAAUUAUUCUU